This is a messenger RNA of Rhincodon typus (whale shark), 2969 nucleotides long. Its product is annotated as lysophosphatidylcholine acyltransferase 1. The transcript has 14 exons. Bases 158 to 1690 code for a protein of 510 amino acids. Gene Ontology annotation, molecular function: calcium ion binding. NCBI's taxonomy places the organism in Eukaryota, Metazoa, Chordata, Chondrichthyes, Orectolobiformes, Rhincodontidae. The record is from RefSeq and is a predicted model, not a curated record.
CGAGUGCGCGCUGGGGGAAUCACCGCCUGCUGGCGGGGCGGGGCGCCUGCGCGGAUUACACAGAGGGGGACGGCUACUGCGACACGGCUGAGAGCGGUGUGGACUUUCCGGUGCUUUCAUUCUGUUCUUUGAGUGGCCUGGCAGCUCCCUGCGGAAUAUGAGGUUGUUGAAGAGAGGACGCUGCUUAGCGAAAGUAAACAGCGCUGGUGGGAAUGAGGAAGAGGAGGAGGAACGAGCUCGGCUGCCGCCGGUCAGGAAUCCCUUUGUACAUGAUAUCCGCUUCUCGGUGCUGCAGAAGGUGCAGGUCCAGGACCAUAUGCUGGACCUAGACUUCUACGGCAGUCACCAGCCUCUCCAAGCGACAUUGGAUUUUUUGCUGAAAGUGAUAAUGAGAGCUAUGUGGUUUGCGGGUGGCUUUCAUUGGAUGAGUAUAAAAGGGCGCCGUGCUUUGCCCAAAGAAGCACCUAUAAUGACAUUAGCACCACAUUCUUCAUAUUUUGAUGCAAUUCCAGUUACCAUGACCAUGGCUUCCAUUGUAAUGAAGGCAGAAAGCAAAGACAUUCCUAUAUGGGGAACAUUGAUCAAAUAUAUUCGGCCAGUCUUGGUGUCUCGCUCAGACCAGUAUUCCCGCCGGAAAACAGUCGAAGAAAUUAAGCAAAGAGCCCUGUCUAAUGGCCGGUGGCCUCAGGUAAUGAUAUUCCCAGAGGGUACAUGUACGAAUAGGUCAUGUCUGAUAACCUUCAAACCUGGUGCAUUCAUUCCUGGGGUUCCCGUGCAACCUGUGGUCUUGCGUUAUCCUAAUAAAACAGAUACAAUCACUUGGACGUGGCAAGGACCUGGAGCGUUAAAAAUCCUAUGGCUUACGUUGUGCCAGAUACACAAUGAUGUGGAAAUAGAGUUUUUGCCAGUAUAUACACCUUCUGCGGAGGAAAAGAGAAACCCUAUUUUGUAUGCAAAUAAUGUUAGAAAGGUAAUGGCAAACGCUCUUGGUGUUCCUGUGACUGACUACACAUUUGAAGAUUGUCAGCUUGUAAUGUCUGACAGCCAGCUGAAGCUACCUGUGGAUACCUGUCUACUAGAAUUUGCAAAACUUGCCAGAAAACUCGAUUUGAAGCCUGAUAAAAUUGAAAAAGAACUAGAUGAACUUGCAGAAAGUGCCAAAAAAGUGAAAGGAGGAAUGACAACUCUGGAGACUUUUGCUCAUUAUUUGAAAUUGCCAAUUUGUGAUGUAGUAACAGAUAUGUUUUUACUUUUCGCUGAGAAUGAAAAUGGAACAAUUGAUAUCAGAGAGUAUGUGAUUGCCUUAUCUGUAGUAUCAAGACCAUCUAAAAUGCAGGAAACAAUUAAGUUGGCAUUUAGGAUGUAUGAAUCAAUUGAUCAAACUAUAACAGAAGACGACCUGGCCUGCAUUCUGAAGAGUGCUUUGGGAGUAAAUAAGCUUGAUGUAUCAAACUUGUUUAAAGUUAUUGAUACUACUCAGGAGAAGAAAAUAAGCUAUAUGGACUUCUGCAAGUUUUCACAUGCGAAUCCGGAUUAUGCUGAGGAAUACCUUUACCCAGACCAGAUGACGGCUUUCACUGAUUGCAUGGAAAAGCAGCUUGCCGCUACUUCUAAUGGGUUUUGCACAGACUUUUCGCCUGAUCUCAACAACGAAGAUAAAGAUGGUACCUUGGACAAAAAGAUUAACUAACACCUUGGAUAAAAUCCUUCUCCUGGUGAGGGGGGUGGACAUUAUUUCUGUUCUUUCCUGUAUGAACUUAACUGCCAUUUUUUCUGUAUUUAUCAUUUCUCCAGUUUGAUAUGAUAUGAGUUGAGCUUGGUUUUAAAAGAAAAUGUAAAUGUCAUUGGAAGCCAAGAUUGUGAAGAUGCUCACUAUUUGUACCUAAAACUGAAGGGAACCAAGCAUCUAUUCAGAUCCAUAUUCAUGGUACAUUUUAUAGUGACUUUGCAUGUUUAAAACUUGAAGUUCAGUUGUGCUAGUGUAUUAUUUUGUGCUUUUAUCUGUUUGUAGUCCAGUUAACUGUCUGCUUAAUUUUAAUCACAGAGCUUUUGAAAAAUGGUUGUAGAAGAUGGGGUUAUGUUUCGCUGCCAGUGUUACAAUAUAACAAACACUUCUGAGGUGUGUUCUGUACUCUUAAUGAUGUGCUAAUUAGGACACUUGCCUACUUAAGAUUUAAGUGUCAUCACUGUUUCCUUCCCUUGUUGUAAUGAGUGGAGAGAGAAAAAUGAUGUGAAUUAAGUUUAGAAAACAUUGUGAGGGUUCAUCAGUGUUCAGAUUAACAUUUAAUUUUCUGAAUAUAAUUUUAACACCAGGUUAUUUCCAUUAUGGCUGAAAUUAUUUUUAAAUACUACUGUUAAUAUAUCAAUAGGUUGGAAAAUACUUGGCAAUUAUCCCAUCUAAUUCAUUUGGUUAACUUUAAGCUGUGGUUUUUAAUUGAUCUGGUAAUACAGCAUAUUCUGUCUGUAACUACUGUAAAGCAAAUUAACUUGAGAAAGUAGCGUGAAAAUAAGUAGUUUAACAGACCAAUAAGCAGAUGACUUAUGAUGGAAAUUUGUUAGCAAGAUUUUGAAUGAGAUGAUGCAUGCCAAAUGCUGAGUAGUAUUUGCAUAUUAUGAAACUAGCCUUCCUGUUUGCCAUUUGGGAAGGCAAAGUUGUUUCAUUCAAGAUCAAGAACCAUCGGUUAUGUGCUAAGCGGGAACAUUAUGUAAUGUAUUCACAUUCUGGUUCAUUUGUAUGGUUCAUCUGUAUUGAAUACUUGUCCAAUGCAGGGCUAUUUAAAACUUGAGAAAAAGGGAAUCCAGAAUGAAUGGUAAAUAUGUGAAAACUUAAAAGUAAAGUUACAAAGGAAGGGUACACAUAUAGCAGUAGUGGUGGGAUCUUGAACAUGACAAACAAAAAAACUAGAAAUUCCACAAGAGGGACUGUUUCACCACAUGGCUAUUAAACUUGAAGAUCUGAAUUAUUUAAA